CUUUGUUUUUUACUCCCAUAGUCGAACCAGGUAGCACAUAGCCGAACGCCGAAAACUGUGCGCAAAAAUGCAAUGAUAAAUUAAGAUUUUUUUAAAUAUAAAAGUGAUAAUGGUUAAGAUAGUGUGUGUUGUGUUGAGUGUGUGUGUGGUGGCUAGGACCCAGGUCAUCCCUGGCAAGUCUAGGACUAACGAUGGCGACUAUAAUACUGUGAACACGGAUGGAUCCUUCGAUUUUGGGUACUCAAACAAGGACAUCGGCUCGAGCUACCACCUGGCGCACGGGAACGCCAACAAGGUGGUCGGGGGGCGGUUCGGGGCCCGCGACCCCGCCACCAACACCGUCAAGGAGACUGUGUACACCGCCGGGCCUAGGGGUUUCCGCGCCAAAGGCCCCAACAUCCACCGCAAGAUCGACCUGGACCAGCGCCCCCGCGGCCCCAUCGGCAACAAGGACGACCCCUAUGCCGACCCCAGUGAGGACCCCUCCUACGAGUUCAAGAUCCAGACCCGAACUUACUCCAAGACUGAGAAUGCGGACUCGAGGGGAGAUGUUAAGGGUCACUACUCCUUCGUGGACGACAUCGGCGAGCGGCACGACGUGUCCUACAUCGCUGGCCGGGACACGGGCUUCCACGUGUCGUCCUCCUUCCCCGACAGCCCCAACGUCAUCGGGUCUCCGUUCCACCGGCAGCCGCUGGUGAGGGCCGAGAGCAAGCAGCGCGGCAGGACCGCUGUGCAGAGGGGACUGGAUGGGUCGUACAGAUUCAUCUCAGCGGGCCCCGACCAAAGGAGAACUGAGAGCAGCGACUCCAACGGAAACGUCAGAGGAUCUUACACUUUCCUGGACGACAAGGGUGUCCAGAGGACGGUCCACUACAUCGCUGGUCCAGGUAUUGGGUACCGCAUCGUGAAGAACGGACGGGAUCCCUUCAUCCCUCCUGGCUUUCCCACCAUCCCGAGUGCCUACGACCCUGACUUCAUCAACGCCGCCGCCGCCCCGAGCUUCUCGCCUGACGACACUAAUGCUGAAGAUGUUUUCAAACGUCCCGAUGGAACCGCCGCUUCAGGCCACGUAAAGCCACCACCGUUCCCCGGGAAUGACAAACCCAGUAACAAACCCGGAUCUGGGUCGAGCUCUGAAAACCUUGGUGGUGAUGGCCAAGGAUCGGGAAGUUUCGGACAAACUAGUUCAGGAGGCUUCGGCCAAUCGAAACCAAACUCGGGGUUUGGCCAGGGCAGCCCCGGUCCGGCGGGGUUUGGUCCCGCCAGCCCCGGCGCGGGCUACGGGCCGGGCGGCGCGGCCGGCGGAGGCUUCGGCCCCAGCAGCCCCAGCGGCGGCAGCGCAGAAGACGUACAUUUGGGAUCCCCCGAAGAAUUCGAAGUGAAACCCACCAAACCACCAGGCAGACGACCAGGUCGGCCGGGCAGGCCUCCCGCCGGUCCCUAUGCGACUACCAAGAAGCCCUACGUCCCGCUUAAACCCUUUCAAAGUCCCCCCGACAGUGAUUAUGACAUUGUAGGAGGAAGCAACGAUUAUGGAGAUGUAGGCGGCGACGGAGGUUACGGGGGCGCUGGGCCCAGCAGUACCGUAGGUGGUAGCUACGGUGGCGCGGGUGGAAGCACAUUCGGGAAUGUCAGACCGACUACCUCUGGUACAGUCCGACCGCCCGCUGCUCGCCCCACUGGCAAUACUUUCAGUAGCGCCAGGCCCACCAACAACUACGGCAACGUAGGGCCUCCUGGCUUCGGAAACGCCGGACCAACUAGCGGCAGUUAUGAUAAAGAAGAAGAGCCGGAAGAUGGUCCGAGCUCCGGGGGCAGCUUCAGUAGUUCAGGAGGUAGUGGCGGUAGCAGUGGCGAGAAAGGUCCCAUUUACGCUGUAGGAUUCAAUAUUCAUAGCAAACCUGGAGACACUAUCAUUCAUGAUGAUGGCCCGGGUGAGCUUGGUCUGAAGCCAGGGUCCAGUUUUGGUGAUAGACCUGGAGGCUCCUCGAAUUCUGGACCUUACGGCAAGCCAGAAACUACCAUCAUUUACACUAAGCCGGGUUCGACUAUCAUUCGAAAUGUAGGGAGAGAUUACUUCGGGAUUCCCCCAGGCGUGUCCGUGAGGGCGCAUGUCCAGAGCAUAGACCUGUAUCCGUAUGACUCCAAGCCACUGUCGCCGGCCGAAGCGUUAGAGAAGGACAAAACAUAACGUUGCAUUUCACCUUUAAUUUUAGUUCCUUGCCAUGUCAGUCCGUUUAUGCCAUAAGGUUCAUCGAGUAAUACCGAGUAGUUAGAGCUUAGUUUUGUACGAAGUGUUUUUUUUUUGUAAAAUUUAUGAAAGGAUCGAAUAAAUUAUUCCGAAUAAAGUUUUGUAAAUGCA
This is a messenger RNA of Plutella xylostella (diamondback moth), 2365 nucleotides long. It is a transcript of the gene Cpr73D, whose product is annotated as Cuticular protein 73D. Gene Ontology annotation, cellular component: chitin-based extracellular matrix. The record is from RefSeq and is a predicted model, not a curated record. NCBI's taxonomy places the organism in Eukaryota, Metazoa, Arthropoda, Insecta, Lepidoptera, Plutellidae. Gene Ontology annotation, molecular function: structural constituent of chitin-based larval cuticle.